CUCCUUUUUUUCACAUUAAACCUCAUAUUCAUAUUAUACACAGAAACACCCUCACUUCUAAAUAUCUUCUUCUCUUCUCACCUUUUUACUAAUUCCCAGUUUUUUUUUCCAUUUCUGUCUUAAGUCUCACCAUCUCUUACAAAGUAACUCAAUCCUUGCAAUUAGCUGUAACAGAUCUGUUUAGAGCUGAAGCUUUCUUCAUAAGAAGCAGUGAAUUGCAGAUCUGUUAGUCUGGUUUUGGAUUUUUAAGUUGUGGGCUAUUAUCUUGACUUCAAUCAGUGAAGAGCAAGGAGAAGAAAAAGAGGGAAAAAUAAAAAUCAAAACAUACCCUUUUUUGCGUGUGAUAUAUUUAUUGUGUAAGAAGUCGACACCUGUAAACAACUUACAUUGUUUCAAAGGUGUGGCUGCCAUUUUUCAGGUUUUUUUUGCUUUUGAAAGCACUGCAGCUGCAAAAAGCUUAAAGGAGAGAGAUAGAAAGAUAGAGAGAGAGCCUGACUUGGACUGUGAUAUAUCAAAGGCUUUUAUCACUACAUAAUCCAAAGUACCCCUCUGUGUAAUGGUCAUCAAUGCAUAGAACAUUUCAACCCCACUUUCAUUAAUUUCUCCCUUCACACCAUCACCACUGUUUCCUCUUUCUCUUUCUAACAUUAAUCCAAAAUCCCCAGAUUUUCUUGUUCUUUGAAAAAAAAGGGGCAAAAAGGGGGAGGGGGGGGGGGAGGUUUUUGAGUUGUUUGGUUUUGUGAGAAAGUAAUGAAAGUGGUAUGGAGGUGGAUGAGAUUCAGACACAAACCUGUAAGUUCUCAACAGUUGGUAAUGGAAGGAAUGAGACAAGCAAGAUAGGUCAAAAAGGUAGUGACAGCAACUUCCCUGAUGAUGAGGAAGAUGGAGAACUCAUCAAAAGGGCUGCUGCUACUGCUGUUGCAAAUGGUGGUGUAGCUGACACCAUUGGUACUAAUUCUCUUAGAGGUUGGCAUAACUCUUCGAGGAUUAUUAGGGUUUCUCGAGCCUCCGGUGGGAAAGAUCGGCACAGCAAGGUAUGGACUUCGAAAGGGUUGAGGGACCGGCGAGUAAGGUUAUCUGUCACUACAGCUAUACAGUUUUAUGACCUCCAAGAUCGGUUGGGGUAUGAUCAGCCUAGUAAAGCUGUUGAGUGGCUAAUUAAAGCAGCUUCUGAUGCUAUUGCUGAACUUCCUUCACUUAACACUUCAUUCCCUGAUACACCAAAGCAACUGAGUGAUGAGAAAAGAGGGAGUGGGGGAAUAGAACAAGGGUUUGACUCAGCUGAAGUUGAGUUAGAUGGUGAUCCAAGCAAUUACCAACAACACCUUUCCUUGUCCAAAUCAGCUUCCAGUAGCACGUCUGAGACUCGUAAGAACUCGAGUUUAUCACUUUCAAGGUCUGGGACCCGUGUGAACCGUGUAAAAGCUCGGGAACGAGCUAGGGAAAGAACAGCAAAAGAAAAGGAGGGUCAUCAACAACAAAAUGUGAGCCCCAUUUCUCAAAACUCCUCCUUUACUGAGUUGCUUACUAGUGGUAUUGGAAAUGUUAGCAACAAUAAUACUAGUCCUUCAGCAUCAGCUUCAGCUUCAGCACAUCAAGACCCUAGUGCGGAGUCUGAUUUUUACCAAAAGGCUAAUAGUACUGCUAGGCUCUGGCCAGUGACUCCAAUGGAUUACUUUGCCUCGGGGCUACUUGGACCAUCUUCUUCAAGAGGUCAUCAUUCUUCAGGGUUUCCUGGAGGACAAAUCCAUCUAGUGAACUCUUUGCAACAACCAAUGACAACACCACCAUUCACCGUGUCAGGUGAAAACCAUCAAGAGAUGCAGCAUUUCUCGUUUGUUCCAAACCCUGACCAUCUCAUCCCGGUGGCAACAACACAACCGGGGCAAGGGGUUGACUACAACCUCAAUUUCACAAUCUCUUCCGGCCUUGCUGGUUUCAAUAGGGGGACCCUUCAGUCCAAUUCUCCUUUUUUGCCUCCUCACCUCCAGAGGUUUUCUUCUAUAGAUGGAUCAUCACCCUUAUACAUUGGUACACCACCAGUGGAGAAUCAUCACCACCAUCAAUUCACGGCUGGAUUAGAUGGCCGCUUGCAGCUCUGCUAUGGGGAUGGAAACAGGAGCUCAGACCAGAAAGGAAAAGGCAAGAACUAAUCAGUUUCCUUUAAAAAUGGUUUCCACCUGGCUCCAUCUUUUCCCUGGAAAGCAGAGAUGGAGAGAGCUGCAGUGGGAAAGCAUUGAGUGAAUGUGCAUGCAUUUGGGUGAUUAUUUGAUAUACCUUUAUUUCUGUGCUUCUGAAAAUUGUUGGUAUUUUCUGUUUUAUCCUUUUCUGAAGUCAAAUCAUUAUGUGUUUCCAACAUGUAUAACAAAACAAUUCAAUUCAAGUUAUUCCUUCCUUUUC
Molecule: messenger RNA, 2400 nt
Organism: Gossypium raimondii (Peruvian cotton)
Lineage: Eukaryota; Viridiplantae; Streptophyta; Magnoliopsida; Malvales; Malvaceae
Product: transcription factor TCP2
Exons: 4
Coding region: 762-2153 (463 amino acids)
Biological process (GO): regulation of secondary shoot formation
Cellular component (GO): nucleus
Molecular function (GO): sequence-specific DNA binding; DNA-binding transcription factor activity
Source: RefSeq, a predicted model, not a curated record